AUGACGACAUUUGUUGAAAGCCAUUAUCUGGAUAUAAAUGAAGAAAUUGCGAAUUCGGUUGAAAAUAUUCGAGGAUCUGCAUUUGAAGCUGUUUCUCUUCCAAUUCAACAAAAAGAACAAAAAGAGCCAGUUUCGGAUUAUUGUGGAUUUGUUGGCGAAGAAUUGCCACCAAUUUAUCGUCAACAAUUACGCCAAUUAUCACAAAUGAUGGCACCAAAUAAUAAGAAAUUGACAAAAGUUCAAGAACAAAUUAAAAAUUUGAAAGAAAAAGAAGAAAAAGGUGGAUCAGAUUGGGCAUGGUUGGCAAAAAAAGAACAAGAAAUUGAAAAUGUUAUUGAUUUUGAGCAUGAAGAAUCACAUGAUUAUUUGCCUGGAUUUUCGGCUCCGAAAAUAUGUGAUUUAGUUCACACAAGACAAGAUCAUAUGGUGAGUACUGUAGUUUUGCCAUGUGUCAUGUGAUUAAAUUUGGGUAGAAAUCCACGUGGCAUUUUACUGGUGAUGGUUUGAAAUCAGAUAUUUUUACAGUUGCCAAAAAUGCGUAGUGUGACUGCGACUUCGAAUGUUUUUCGCUUGAACGGAACAAAUUGGAUAAAGGGUUCAAACUACGAACAAUCCAAAUAUUUGGUAAUGAAAAAUGAAGAUUUUGAGCAAGUUAAUAAUUCUCAAAAAUCUCAACUUGCAACAUCACAUACUCCAACUAUUACAUCAACAACAAAUGAUUCAUCGACUUUUAAUAAUUUGUCAGUUCAUACUGCUAAGGUAACAAUUUUUAAGCUUCAGCCUUUAAGCCUUAAAAAAUCUAUAUUUAUUUCAGAUAGGUCCACCAAUGGGAUGUCUUUCAUUUCCAAUUUCACCAAAAUCAAAAAUGAAUUCAUCUCAAAUUGCUGAAAAAUAUCGUGGUUUGAGUGCUUUUCGACCAGUUGGUGAAAAUAUUGAAUCACAUUAUGCAUUUGAAAAAGAAUUGAAUUAA
This is a messenger RNA of Caenorhabditis angaria, 970 nucleotides long. The record is from the annotation of a GenBank genome assembly. Lineage: Eukaryota; Metazoa; Nematoda; Chromadorea; Rhabditida; Rhabditidae.